This is a messenger RNA of Sinocyclocheilus anshuiensis, 1680 nucleotides long. RefSeq names its product arachidonate 5-lipoxygenase-like. Bases 2 to 1612 code for a protein of 536 amino acids. The record is from RefSeq and is a predicted model, not a curated record. Gene Ontology annotation, molecular function: metal ion binding; oxidoreductase activity, acting on single donors with incorporation of molecular oxygen, incorporation of two atoms of oxygen; protein binding. Lineage: Eukaryota; Metazoa; Chordata; Actinopteri; Cypriniformes; Cyprinidae. Gene Ontology annotation, biological process: lipid oxidation. The transcript has 11 exons.
GAUGUUCACGUACACGGUGUCUGUCAGCACUGGCAAACAGGAGUUUGCUGAGACAAUUAAUGACAUAUACCUGACGCUGGUGGGCACGGAGAGAUGCAGUGACCGAACUCUACUGGACAAAUCCAUUGUUGACCAUUUCGCAAGAGGAUCGAUUCAUUUUGCGGUUUCUAAUAGGUGGAAGGAGUGGCGCCCUGGUUUCCCCAUGAGCAUCGAUGCCAAUUCAAGCACUGAACUUCCUUUGGAUAUUCAGUUUGAAGCUGCAAAAUCUGUGGACUUCUCUUUGAAUUACAUUACAGCGAUUAGGAAUCUUGGACUUAAUAAAUUUUUGAAGUUGUCCUCUUGGAAAGAUAUUGCAGAUUUUGAAAAAAUAUUUGUGAAAAUCAAGAACACCGUGUCAGGUUUGAACGUGUCAGAGUAUGUGAUGCAGAACUGGAAUAAGGACUACUUUUUUGGCUAUCAGUUUUUGAAUGGCUGCAAUCCUGUGGUGAUCAAGAAGUGCAUGAAUCUUCCAGACAAGUUUGCAGUCACACAGGAGAUGGUGGAGGGUUCCCUGGAUAGAGGUCUCACACUUCAAGAAGAAUUAAAGGCAGGAAACAUCUACAUAGCAGACUAUGCAAUACUGGAGGGAGUGCAAGCCAAUGCCACAGACCCAGAUACCAAGCAGUAUUUGGCUGCUCCCUUCUGCCUGCUGUACAAGAACAGCCAGAAUGAAAUCCUACCAAUUGCUAUUCAGCUCAGUCGUCAGACCACCGCAGGGGUGGGGAACACAGUCUUUCUCCCAAGUGAUAAUCAGUACGACUGGAUGCUAGCCAAGAUGUGGGUGAAAUCCGCUGACUUCAGUGUACACCAGCUGGUCACACACCUUCUCAGGACACAUCUGAUAUCUGAGGUUUUUGCCAUAGCCAUGUAUAGACAGCUCGCUGCAGUCCAUCCUGUAUUCAAGUUGCUGAUACCUCAUGUCCGUUUCACCAUUGCCAUCAACACUGCAGCUCGUGAAAAACUCAUCUGUAAAUCCGGGCUCUUUGAUAAGGCUAAUGGCACUGGUGGAAUUGGAAUUGUUGAAGUGAUUCAAAAGGCCAUGAAAUCUUUAACCUACAAGUCCCUGUGCUUCCCUGAGGCCAUGAAAGCUCGAGGAGUGUUCAACAAGGAAGAUCUGCCCAACUAUUACUACAGAGAUGAUGGCAUGAUGGUCUGGGAGGCAGUGAAAAGUUUUGUUUCUGAUGUGGUCAGGAUCUACUACGGCAGUGAUGAGACCGUUCAGGAGGACGAGGAGAUCCAGGCAUUUGUUCAAGAUGUUUGUUUCUCUGGUAUGAAGAAUUGUCCCAAGGAUUGUGAGUUUCCAAAUUCCCUGAAAACUCGGGAGCAGUUGGUCGAGUACUUGACUGUUGUGAUUUUCACAGCUUCAGCACAACAUGCUGCUGUCAACUUUGGACAGUUUGACUGGUUUGCCUGGAUCCCCAACAGUCCUUCCACCAUGCGGAAGCCUCCUCCCACACAGAAGGGCCAGGUGGACAUGAAGUAUAUCAUGGACAGUCUGCCAGACCGUGGACGUUCCAGUUGGCAUCUAGGAGCAGUUUGGGCCCUCAGUCAGUACCAGGACGAAGAGGUUUGAUGACUGAUCAUUCAUAACUAGUUUGCAUAUACCGUAUUGGCCCGAAUAUAAGACGACCCUGAUUAUAA